Molecule: messenger RNA, 1656 nt
Organism: Triplophysa dalaica
Lineage: Eukaryota; Metazoa; Chordata; Actinopteri; Cypriniformes; Nemacheilidae
Exons: 6
Coding region: 814-1503 (229 amino acids)
Source: RefSeq, a predicted model, not a curated record
UAUUUUUAAGUGUACCGUUGAUCACGUGAUAUGACGUCAUGAUGUGCGGCGCUUACUGACGUUACCAGAAAAAUCGAUCCAAGAUGGCUACCCUCUCGAGUGACGUUGUAUGAAGCAACUUGUUGUGGAAGAAGUGCAGUGAGCAUCCCCCAAAACCAAGGUGACUCAAAUGUUAAUUUAGGCUGUAACCUAUUUUUCACCAUUUCUUUUAUUUUCUAAUUCCAUUUCUAAUUCAUUAGCAUAUACAUCUAGCCUUACACUAUCUCUUGAGCUAAUAUUUUUGAAUAACAAGUUAACGUUAGCCACCCUCUAAAGUGGAACAACAUGGUUUCUGUGUUGUCAGAUAAAUUCAUUUAAAUGUUUAUAAAGAGCGGAAGCAGACACAUUCUAUGUGAUUUCAUAAUAUCAAAGCAUAAAGCAGAUAAUACCCCACCUGUAUUUUGAAAUCUGAUAAUAUUGUUAUUUGCACUCUUGUUCUAGAUCAAUUAUUUUAGGCAGUCAGCAGUGAAUGUAUGGACACUGAAGACUUUGAUCUUUUUUGCAAAGUGAGUUGUAAUGGUAUCUAUAUUACCCAGUCGUUGCCAAUUAUUUUUGCUUGUCUUAAAGAGCCUGGAAGUGUGAGUGGAUGGUAUGGAUGGAAAAUGAGCCUGAAAUUUAAAAUGGGGGAUUAUCGUGGCAAGCUGUCAAGAUCUGGAUGUUUGGAGGUGUCUGUCAACGCAGGGAGAAAGUCAGGCCAGUUUGGAAGAAAUGAGACUGCAGAUUAUGGACGAAGUUCAGAGGAGUCAGCAAAACCUACGCUUGAUAGAAUAGCUAAUGCAGAAGACCUUUGCCCUUCGUCGCCUGGAGAUAAUUCAGGAAAACCCACAGGUGAAGGACUUCUUGGGGAAAUGGCCUGCUUUACGGAUUGAAUCACAGCUUUGUGCUGAGUUCCAACGCAUCACAAACGUCAACCUACGGAACCAGUUCUAUGCUGUGCUUGACCAACAUACACCUAGACUGAUGGCUUUGUAUAGACAGAAGGCGGCACGAACCGGAAAGAUAUCAGAGGCGCUGCGUGACAUCUUAAAGAUUUAUGAACUCCAGGAAGUGCACAAUGUCAAUAUGAAGCGUACUUUAGCCCUUAGUGCCCUCCCGGUAUACCUGCGUGAGGAGGACCCACAGUUCUUCAAAACCUGGAAUGUGGAGGAGUCAGAUGAGCCAGGCAUCAUUGACACUCCUGUUGCUCUCGUCACAGCAGUCACAGAGGACACUGCAGAUCCAGUUAAUUUCAGUCCUGCAAGUAUUUGUAUUGUUGUGGAAGACGAUGUUACGAUGAGUGAUAUCCCUAACUUGGCUGAUGCAUUUGCAUUGUUGAUUGGGUUGAUGUAUGCAUUGCAUUUGGACUAUCCCAAGAAACUCAUUAACACUUUUACUUUUGUCCAGAAAAUCAUAAUGGGUCUUGAUGAUGGUAAAGCACUUAAACCCCGCCUACUGAGUCUCAAAAAUGACCUGUUAAUGGAAUAGUAGGAUAACUUAACAGUUGUGUUUACAAAAAAAUACACAGUUCUUUUUUUAUAUUUUGUUUUUUUAGGUUUUUACAAAAAGGAUAGAUUUGAUGUCCUGAUUUUGGGUUUUGAUAAAUUUAUUUAUUUAUUUACUUUUUAUUUGAUUGAUGGU